This is a messenger RNA of Echinococcus granulosus, 5274 nucleotides long. Its product is annotated as KRR1 small subunit processome component. NCBI's taxonomy places the organism in Eukaryota, Metazoa, Platyhelminthes, Cestoda, Cyclophyllidea, Taeniidae. The transcript has 28 exons. Gene Ontology annotation, molecular function: small GTPase binding; guanyl-nucleotide exchange factor activity; RNA binding. The coding region runs from base 1 to 5274 and encodes 1757 amino acids. The record is from RefSeq and is a predicted model, not a curated record.
AUGUCGAAGAGUAACAAACGUCGUAGAUUGGAUUUUCCGGAAGUUAAAGGAUGGGUGCCAUAUAAGCCCUUCUCAAAAAAUAAGGAAGAAAUACUUAAGGGAUUGGAUGAAAAGUCUGAACGUGUUGAUGCACCUGAAAAUUGGAAAGAACCGAAAUUUAAUCCGGAAGAUAAUCCCAAUGGUCGCCUUUACUCACAGUCAACUUUCUCAACGCUUUUUCCACAGUAUCGUGAAAAGUAUCUGCGUGAAGUUUGGCCGGCUGUUGUAAAAAUUUUGCGCGAACAUUAUGUCAAGGCUGAGCUGGACCUUGGUGAAUCUACUAUGGCUGUUCAUACGACCCCCAAAACCUUCGAUCCAUUUAUAAUUUUAAAGGCACGAGAUAUGAUUCGUUUGUUGGCCCGUUCCGUUCCUUUUGAUGUCGCCGCUCGGGUUUUAAACGAUGAUAUGUUUGCUGAUAUUAUUGAAAUCAAGCUCAAAAACCGGGAAAGGUUUAUUAAACGACGAAAUCGAUUGAUAGGCGAUGAGGGCAAUACACUGAAAGCCAUUGAACUCUCAACCAAGUGUUACAUUAUGAUUCAAGGAAAAACCGUUGCGGCUGUUGGACCCUAUGAUGGACUUAAAAAGGUACGACAGGUUGUGAACGGAUGUAUUUACGAUAAUAUCCAUCCGGCCUAUCACAUAAAGCGUUUUGUUAUUAUUCAAAAAUUGAUGUCGGAUCCCAACAAAAAGAGUAUCUCCUGGGAAAAGUUUCUGCCGAAUAUCAAGAAGAAAUCCCUCAGUCGACGACGAAAGCCUCGGAAUGUGCGAAAGAAGGGCGAAUACACGCCGUUCCCACCACCACCACAGCCGUCAAAAGUGGAUAUUGAGCUGGAAAAAGGCACCUACUUCUUGGCGAAAGCAGAAAAACAACGAGUCAAAAAACAGGCAAAGGUGGCCACAUCGGAAGAGACUUCCAGAAUCCGUCAACGAGAGAAGCAUGUCAAACAUUCCGUCGAAAAUCUACCUAAUAUCGUCCAUUCAGCCUACAAAUGUCAUAUCCUUCAACAUUUUCCAGAACACAGUCGCAGUUUUCCUUUCUCUGAUGAAUCCACUGCUCUGGUCGUUAUGCCAAACGGUCUGCGCUUCUUCACGGAGACACAUCCAUUGCUGCAGAAGGCACGGGGGCCUUUUCGCCACGCCUUCAUCAUCACCCGAGAAGACGGCCAACGAGUGUUCGGCUACGCUAUCCUCUUCCCCGAAGAGGUUACUCAUCCGGCAGUCAAGGCUACCUUAAGAGAACGACAGAAGGCUCUGGGAUCCUCCCCCGACUCCGAGUGCCGCUUCUUCACCAUGAAGGCAGUAGGAAUCCUUUCACGCUGGGCAUUUGUGAGUGGAUUUUUCGGUUGGUUGGAGGAUCUCUGGUCCAGUGUGUACAGGAAGCAAAUGGGUGAUUUGACCAUCGAGUCGUUUGUCUACAAUCUCCUCUUUGAGGCACAUCUCGCUGAGCCUGGCCAAUGCAGCAUUGUCUCUGGACCCGCUUGUCCGCACUUCUUCUUCCGACCAUCUAAUUAUCAUGGGGAGGAUGAGGCUCGUUGUGCAAUGUCUAGUUGGCUCCCAGUCUUUGAGUAUCCCCUUGUUCAGCUCCUUCAGCUCUUCUCCUCCAGUAACUUAAUCCGACUCUUAACCUGCGCCUUCCUUGAGCACCGCAUCGUCCUCCUCUCUGCUGAUUACUAUCGGCUGAUGGUAGUCGCCACACUAACUCACUUCCUCGAUGCUCCUGUGCCGUACAUUAUGGGGAUGCGUUUUCAGCACCCACCUAUGCCCCCGCAACCGUCACCGUCGCAACCAGUUUCUGCAACAGGCACUCCGCGUGGUUCAUUGCCUUCACUUCCAUCCUUCUCCAACUUUGGAUUGGCUAGUGAAGCUAACGUCUGCUACUUGGACAUCGAUCAGGGUGCUGUCCACUCCACGGAUGUGGACUUGCCGACAUUUCCAAACUCCACUGAAUUACAGCACAACAUUGAGGCAGUCCUAGCCACUUACCAGCAUCAGCAACCCAACAAUCAGAACUUAGAUCGUUCCCUGGACUCCAAUUUUAUCACUACCUCCACGCCUUUACCGCGUAGCCAGUCGGUCCCACGAAACCCAAGCUUCGAUACACUUUCACGACCUUUGCCCAGACCCACCUCGGAGGCUCUGUCGAUUUCCACGGUAAUCAAACGACCUCAACUGGACCCGAAUCUACCAGUUAUGCGGCGAUCCGCAUCUUACCGCUUGAUUGAGCAGAUUGCAGCAACAAAUGUCGUCGAUUCCGAAGGACCUCCACAAAACUCCCUCGCAGAUACUGCGAUUGCCUCCUCAACGACGAGUUCCGAUCCCCCAAAGAGUGGAUCAUAUCCCUCCGAGGAGUACUUCUCAUGUAUGCGGGAAAUCGCUAAUGAAAUGGUUUCUCGAAGGGAGAUGGCAGACUAUACAGAGCUACUCAAAUUUAACUACGUCCUGCGUGAUAUCUUUUUAAAUCACCUCGCAGAAAUAUUUGUCGACUUUGAGACCUUUGUAGUGGUUGGACACAACAGUAGUGAUGGCUCUGAGGAUGCAAGUGGAACUGGAAGUUCGGGUCUUCAAGCCUUUGAUAAAGUCGGCUUUCUUUCGGACUGCCCUGAAACUCACAUGUCCUUUCUCAGUGCCUUCCUGGAGACUCAAAUAUUUGCCACCUUUUUGGAUGCCCAUGUCGCAACGCUGACAGUAAAUCAGCCUCGACGUUGCGGCAAGUGCGGAAUGUCACGUGGUGGAGGGUUUCCAUCCACUGCGUCAAGUUCUCAGCCGAUUGUGCCACAGGUUUCUUCAUUUCUGGCUCGGAUUCGAGCCCUCAAAUUCCAAGCCGCGGCAGAUCAUCAAAGACCCGCCACUGAUCGUCUUUUGCGCAAGUCCAUGCACCAAUCAGCAACGCACACUCCAGACGUCGAUCGCGGCAGGAGGAGAGAUCGAUUUGUUGAAAAUAUUCCAAAAUCUCCACUGGACGGCGUUCAGUUUUGCAGUGUGCCGUCGCCUCAUCCCCUCUUCUCAAAAAUAAAUCCCUCGUUUUCUACGCUUCGGCGUUCACAUCAGCCGGGUUACUUUCGCCUUCUGGAGCGAAGCUUUUUGAGCAAAGCAUCGGCCAACCGUCAGUGUGGAAGUGAGUCGCCACCUCCUCCACCACCUUCUGGAAUGGCCAUCGUGCCCUCACCAUUGCUGACAGAGGAAUCGACAGUAGUAGCGACGACCAGGCUAGAAGAAGAGAUGAUGGGGGUGCCAUCAACGAGAUUCCAGGUCGGUUGCGGUGGGGACGAGGCUCCGAGAGCGGUACUCUGCGAGCAUUGCUUGGCACCGCAGGCUCUGUCUCCGCCCACGCUAGAACAGUCCUUAGCUAGUGGUCCCCAGUCCACCGCAUCUCGCACCAUCCAGCUGCGAGGUCGCGACGGACUAACGCGUCUGUUGACAGGACCGUGGCCCAAUGGACUCGAGACGGGCUCUCUGUCACCCUCGAUGGCCCAGGCCCACUGGGACUUUGUUGACUCCCUCCUAGAGGAAUGCAAACACCGGACGAAACGGAUGGUGAUCCAGAAGAUGGGUCAAGAGGCGCUACAUCUGGGACACAACUACCAAUCGGUGUCGGAAGUGGAGGAGAACACUCUGGUCUCCGGGCUCUGUGACCUCCUUGAGCGCAUCUGGUCCCAUGGCAUCCAGCGCAAACAUGGUGCCUCCGCACUGUGGAUGCAUAUUUUGGCCUUCGUGGAGCGGAAUACUUGUCCCUCGCUCUCAUCCCUCGCGGUGUCCGCGCGCGCCCCCACCCACUUACCCGACCUUACCGGCCGCUUGCCUCGCUCACCCUCAACUGCUCUAGGCUCGAGGAAGUUUGACAGCCUACCACUUCGCCUCACCUCAACGACGAAUACCUCCGAGAUCGUUGCUCUGUCACCCCCCGCUACAGCACGCGUACGUCGUUCGCUGUGGGCACCGACGCGUAGUCGAUCUAGUACACCCGCCGUGCCCUCCUCCGACUCCCCAAGACCCUCACGCCUACCCGAUGAUACGCUGGUUAUCUCGGUGUCAUCGCUCUUUGAUGCUGGAGGCUCUUCAGUUACAGCAUUAUUGGACGACGUGGAAGCGGUUAAAAGUGUCGCCUCCUCUGCAGGCUACAAACUCUGCACAAACAUCGGACUUGCUAGGGCUUUCGUUCGACUGGCGUUAGAGAAGAAACGGCUCUCGGCCUACCUCAAACUUCUCCUCUCCGAUGCUGUACUUUUAAGGAAGCCCAUUUUUAUGCAUCUUUUUUCCUCUUCUGGCAGAGAGCUCUAUUCUCGACACGCCUUUCUUCGGUGCGAGGAGGAGAGGGAGCAGUUUUUGGUUCACCUACUCUCCCUGGACGCGGUGGACUACUUCUCGUUCACACGGAUGUUGCAGAAAGCGGAGAUGCUCUACCGGGUAGCUAUUGUGGGUGGAGGAGGUGGGCGCGCUCGUCUCCCUCUGGCCUUUUCAGCCAACGCUUGGGUGUGUCUACGUGGACAUCUCGGCAGUUCGGGUCAUGUGCCGCUUCCUCGCGCUUCGCCAUCCUAUGUGGAGUUCCGGCACCAAAACCUGGGUAUAAUCAACACCCUCUUAAUUGGCCAUGAUAACGCCGGUUUCUCACCCAACAUGUUCGUGGAGACGGUACUUGUUGUCACACCCUUGACCAACCAUGCUUACUUAUUCCCAUGUGGUCAUUGGCUGGGUCGUGGAGUUGAGGACAACAGUUGUGAACGCCUCCUAAUCGGCCAAAUAGCUCGAGUCACUAAAGAAGGAACCAUUGUGGUGCCCCGAUCUGCAGAGCAUGCGUCUGUAGAAAGUGAAGAAGCAGCCUCUAACUUGGCUACUCCACUAAUGCGACUGUACUCCGACACGAUUCUCGAUCCUGUGACUGGCGCGGUGCUGGAUAGACUGGCGAAUGCAGUAAAUCGUCUGGCAAAGCACUUUGCCUGUGCCAGUCGAGUGGAGGCCACAAUAUCUCUAUCAGCAUUGCUUUGCAGUAAAGAGUACGGUCUAGCACCCGCAUUGGAAGCCGUCUUCACUCACGGCAUCCGCACUUCUGGUGUAUUCCAACGACGUCGGCUCUACGCCUGGGACUUUUUCGAACGUUUUGUCGAGCACCAGAGUCGAGGCACAAGCGGUGAUUACACACAAACCAGGCCAGUAGAAGUGGAAAGACUCGACACCGCACCUAUGCGCAUCGGCGGUUUUGAUUUCGAGGCUUUCAAAAUGGUUGAUUCAAAUAAGUGA